This is a messenger RNA of Tribolium castaneum (red flour beetle), 1328 nucleotides long. RefSeq lists its product as uncharacterized. Bases 1 to 1290 code for a protein of 429 amino acids. The transcript is spliced from 2 exons. The record is from RefSeq and is a predicted model, not a curated record. Lineage: Eukaryota; Metazoa; Arthropoda; Insecta; Coleoptera; Tenebrionidae. Gene Ontology annotation, biological process: carbohydrate metabolic process; peptide modification. Gene Ontology annotation, cellular component: plasma membrane.
AUGUCACGAAUUUUCCGCCGGUUGUUCUCAAAACUAGACUCAAGCGACUUAUUGAGACGAAAAAUGGCGCCCCCACGUUACUUCCCAAACACAAUGCCCGACUACGAGGGCCAAGACAUCGACACUCAAUUGCCGCAAGGUUUUUUACUAAAAUUUAUGGAAAAAAUAAUAAAGGACAUCGAAAAAGCAAUAAAACCUAUCGAUCGCAACGGCAACGAUGGCUUGUACUUGGGCACAGCCGGGAUUUCCUACAUGUACUACCACCUAAGCAAAAUCCCAAAUCUGAACGAGCACAGGAAUCGUUUCCUGACAAAAGCGGUGGAGUAUCUCGCUCCUGCGUUCAACGCAAUGAGGAACAGUUCCCAACGCGACGUUCCUUCGUUCAUUUUGGGCAAUUCGGGGGUUUACGCGGUCGCUUCGGCCAUUUACAGGGCCAUGGGGGACACCAAUCAGAGUGAAAACUUCAGGAAAAUGUACCACGACGCUGGGAACAUUUGCAAAGACAUGCAGUUCCUAAACUGCGGCUCUGACGAGCUGUUCGUUGGACGAGCUGGCUACGUGUUGGGUGCGUUGUGGCUAGCCAAAGAAACAAACACAGAAUUGCCGAAAAACGAGAUUUUUAUUUUGUGCAAUGUUAUGGUGGAGUCGGGGCGCAAGUACGCCCAAAGGCGCAGCUGUCCGUGCCCCCUUAUGUACUCCUACUACCAGGUGGAGUACCUGGGGGCUGCGCACGGCCUUUGCACUAUACUACAAGCCAUACUCAGCGUGCCAGGAUACCUAGAUUUAAACCCUGCACAUGCAAAGGAAGUUAAAGCGUCCGUGGACUAUCUCUUAUCGCUGCAAGACCGCGACGGGAAUUUUCCCUGCGCUAGCGACGAAAUAGGCAGCCAUAGCGAGUUAGUCCACUGGUGUCAUGGGGCCGCUGGGAUGAUUUAUCUGAUGGCUAAGGCGUAUUUAGUGUGGCGGGAGGAAAAAUAUCUGAGGUCGUGCGAGAAAAUGGGGGAUUUGAUCUGGGCUAAGGGGUUGUUGAAGAAAGGACCGGGGAUUUGUCACGGGGUGGCAGGGAAUGGCUAUGCGUUCUUGUUGUUGUACAGGUUGACCGAACAGCCCAAACAUUUACACAGAGCGGUCAGCUUUGCGAAGUUCAUGCAGACAAAGCAGUUUGUAAAUCAAGCGAGGACUCCUGACAACCCCUUUAGCUUGUAUGAGGGGAUCGCAGGAACGGCAUGCUUCCUAGGGGAUCUGUUGUGUCCGCAGCAAGCCGUCUUUCCCUUCUCUGACGUAUUUUAAACCGUAUUGUAGCUAAAUUAUUAAAUCUCUAACACAAA